Messenger RNA from Hypoxylon trugodes, 2400 nucleotides. RefSeq names its product putative AAA family ATPase. Lineage: Eukaryota; Fungi; Ascomycota; Sordariomycetes; Xylariales; Hypoxylaceae. Gene Ontology annotation, molecular function: ATP binding; ATP hydrolysis activity. The coding region runs from base 84 to 2162 and encodes 692 amino acids. The transcript has 7 exons. The record is from RefSeq and is a predicted model, not a curated record.
AAGAACUCUACUCUGAGAAACUUUGAAAUCUGAAAUUGUGUCUGACUUCUUUAUCUUAGUCGCGGAAUAAAAAAUCUCACAGUAUGCAAGAAGCAGGUAUCGCAGACUGGCUGGAGCUCAAUUCAGAUGCAUCCAGUUCUGAGGAUGAGAGUCCCGAUAAUGAUCGCCCAGGGCAGCUUUGCGCUGUAAAGACUCUGUAUGAAGGCGAAAGGAAAUGCGCUUGCUGCGUAAACUGGGUAGAGGAGCUUCCCGACGACGUAGGGCCGUCAGCGGAAGAAGAGAGCGAGAACCGGCGCCACGCUCUUUUAAUCCGUCUUCAAAGGAAUCAUAACGAUGGCAAGCCAUUGGUACUUCACUCCAUCGUUAUUCAGAGUACCUAUCUGAAGACGUUACUGGGAGAGGUAUUCCAGGACUAUUCAGGCAUCACAACAACGCUCAAGAAACUUGUCUUUAGAGCCCCUUUCUAUUACUUCUUCUACGAAUGGAACCGUCUUGAAAGACUCGCCCGUCAGAUAGAAGACCCCGUUGGAAAGAGUCAUGCGCGCCUGUUGCGAAAGAUCUUAAAGUCCGAAUUGAAAGAGACCAUCUCGGUAAGCGACGACUUGAGACGCAACGGCGUCAUCACUUACGACUAUCUCUGGACUAUCUUCAAGCCUGGUAUCGACGUCUACGCUCGUGAAGAUGGUUAUGAUCGCAUUUACCGACUUCAAAGAACCGUCUAUGUCCCUCCCGUAGGCAGCAGUCACUUCUUCCAAGUCGUACUCGCCGAAAUUGAAUGCGACGGAGAUUGUGUUGGCUACCAGACAAAGUGCAUCCCAAUCUUCAACUUCCCCGGCACGAAGAGAAUCCAAGACCUUGAUUUGUUCCCCGCAUCUUUCCAUCCAGACUUGGCCGAGGUGAAGGAAAGGCUUAAGAAGAGGGGCGAGAAGUUUAGGGCUAUCCAUUCGAAUCCCUAUUACUAUGGCGCUUACGAAGGCAUCGUCCUAGAUGAAAAGCGGAGGCGCAACGUUGAAGGAAGGAUCGUCGUUGACCCUUCGUCUCACGCGACCUUUGCCGACGAGAACAUAGAUUUGAUAGCUCUUGACUCCUCUGCUCUCAAGCCAGGGAUGUAUGUGUCCGACACGAUGCACCAACCCGGCGCACCCCCGCCGCCACCUCCUCCCCAGAGAGGAAGACCACCCCCAUACGGCGGAGCACCUCCUCCCCUUCCUCCUCAGCAAUGGAUGGCCCCGCCUCCACCUCCUCCUAUGCCGCCUAUCAUACCAGCGCCUGGAAUAAGGCGAGGUCCUAGCAACUCGAAAAACGAGGAGUUGACUGAUGACUUGUUGCAUCUAUGCACUGCGUAUGUCCGCGGGUACUGCUUCAAGAUUAAGAAAUGGGUGACCUUCUAUAUCGAUAAUGUCAACGAAAUUGAAUGGCACGAUGGAGCAUUUGAUAGCCUUGUGUUGACGGGGGGUUAUAAGAAGCUGAUUAUGGCCUUCGUCGAGAGUCAUAUUGAGAACAAGGAUAGGUUCGAUGAUGUAGUUGAGGGUAAAGGUCAAGGUAUCACUAUGCUUCUUGAAGGACCUCCUGGAGUAGGAAAGACUCUGACAGCUGAAGCGGUCUCGGAGAAGCUUAGACGUCCCUUAUAUGCUAUGGGUGCCGGAGAACUCGGAGCGGAUCCUGAAUCAGUAGAAGACAAUCUGAAGAUGAUUCUCGAGGCUGCCGCUAGAUGGGAUGCGGUGCUACUCCUUGACGAGUGCGACGUACUCCUCGCCCAGCGCGACUCCGAUAGCCUUGGCCGUAACAGCAUCGUAGCCAUCUUCUUGCGACUACUCGAGUACUACCGGGGUAUGCUCUUCAUGACCACUAACCGCGUUGAAGCCGUCGACCCCGCGUUCCAGAGCCGAGUCCAUCUCACUAUCCGUUAUCCCCACCUUGACGGGCCAGCGCGCCGGCAGAUAUGGGAGCGGUUUAUCCAGACUUCACACCAGGAAUCGACGCUGGAUGAAAUUGACUUUACUGAGUUGGAGGCUAUUGAAGUCAAUGGACGUGAUAUCAAGAACAUUGUUAAGACUGCUCAAUUACUAGCUAGUCAUGAGAAGGUACCGUUGGCAAUGCAGCAUAUUUAUACUGCUCUGAGUGUAUCUCGUGCUGGGAUACAAUACCCCCUUCCUUCUUGAACACUAUAGUUUUAGGGAGAUUUAGUGGUUUGUAGGGGGUAUACAUGGGGGUAUAGGGACUCGGAUAGGGGGUUUCGGGCGCGGAUGGAAGUUUGAAAGCGCCUAAUGUUUCUUUACUUACUCUUGAAACGACUAAAGGGUUUUAAUAAGUCUGAAUUCAACUUUUCUAGUAAUGUCUAUCAUAAGCCAAAGAAGCCUUCGAAGCUUCACACAUCCUUUUUCAUGCCGACCUUUCCAA